AUGGUCAAGGAUUUCUAUACGCGUUUGUCGAUAACGGCAAUUGUUGGAAAAUUGGAAUGUCCAACCAUUAUCAGCGAAGAAAGGCUGAGUGGGAACAACAAUGCCCUUGCGCCAACAGAAUUUGGCUUCCUCCUAUUCGAGUUUCGUGGAGGAGGCGAUCCGCUUCCAGAAUCGUUAGCGCAUUUAUCACUAGAACUCGAAUGUUUUGAUAGACCUCAUAUUUACUGUGCUCAUUGCCGCAAACACCAUAUCGAAAAAUUCAUCUUCGUUGGAAGUUGGUAUUCUGUUUGGAGAACCGUUAUUCGUCCAACACUCGUGCGUGCUGCGGUAGCGUAA
Messenger RNA from Lentinula edodes (shiitake mushroom), 336 nucleotides. RefSeq lists its product as uncharacterized. Bases 1 to 336 code for a protein of 111 amino acids. The transcript has 3 exons. The record is from RefSeq and is a predicted model, not a curated record. NCBI's taxonomy places the organism in Eukaryota, Fungi, Basidiomycota, Agaricomycetes, Agaricales, Omphalotaceae.